Molecule: messenger RNA, 3081 nt
Organism: Carya illinoinensis
Lineage: Eukaryota; Viridiplantae; Streptophyta; Magnoliopsida; Fagales; Juglandaceae
Exons: 5
Coding region: 122-2635 (837 amino acids)
Cellular component (GO): cytoplasm
Molecular function (GO): mRNA binding
Source: RefSeq, a predicted model, not a curated record
UUAUUCCAAGUGGAACCAAGCAAAGGGGUUUAAGCCUUUGUUAUUUUUGGCUACCUGUCUCCCUCCUCCAUGCAGGGUUUAACAUUUCAACUCAAAACCUAAGCCUCUCUCCGUCUCUCCAAUGGCGCACACCCCAUUCUCUCUUCUCCUUCUCAGAAGGCUCUCUCUCUCAUCCCAUAGCCCUGAACCCCCUUUCCGCCUCUCACUCCUGAAAUCCUUCUCCACCUCCCAAGCCCCCCCUUCCUCCUCCUCCUCCUCGGACCCACCACCAAAACCUUCCUCACUUUCCGCCCGCCUCAGCUUCGUCUUCGACCAAAUCGACACCAUUGAAAAACAACAGCAAAAUCUUCUCUCCCAAAAGGACCAAACCCUCCAGCGCAUCCGCGCCUGGCGCCAAUCCAAACAAUCCCAAGUCGACCAACCUCAAUCAGAACCAUCGCAGUUUGGGUUAGGAUCAGAUAUGAAUGGCAACGAUAAGGUUGAUACCGAUUCCAUCUCGGCCAAGGGGGAACUGGAGGUGGUGAAGGAGAAAAAGGAGGCAGUAGUGGAGGUGGUGCACCCGUGGCCGGAGUGGAUUGAGUUGAUGCAGAGGUUGGUGAAGCAGAACUACUUUGAUCAUAGGAGGAAGGACGAGGACCGAAUGAUCGAAGAUUUGGGGUUCGAUGCGUCAAAAUUUGCAGCGGAGGACGAUAAGGUGGAGUUAGAUUUCACAGACUACAAGCUGGUACAGACCGCGUGCGUCAAUUUCGGGAAAGAUCGGUUUGACAUACUGAGGUCUUUGUCGAGACAGGACAUUCAAAUUUUAGUUGGUUUUGGAUGCCCAAGUGUGGACAAGAAGGUGGUUUUCUCGGCAAAACUCUUAAGGAAGUAUGUCCACCUCGAUGAAGGAGAUGUUUGCAGUUCCUGCAGUUUGAGGAACUCCUGUGAAAGAGGAUAUCUGCUUACAAAUAAAGAGGACGAAGCACGGACUAUUGAUAUUAUGCGUGUUUUAUUGACUUUUGGUUUUGACCCUGUGAAUGGAUCAGUGAUCAAUAAGGCUCUUCUGAAACAGAAGUCUGUCAAGACUGUUGUCCGUAAGUUGCUUCACAAGGUUGUCAAGUUGAGUUCAGUUCCAAUAGACCCAAAUCUUCCUCCUCCAGUAAUUAAAAAGCCCCCUCCAAAAGUCAAGCAGGCCCCACCCCCUCCAAAGAAGCGAGUUGGGCGUGACGAUGUUGAGAUGAAAAAAGGAGACUGGCUAUGUCCAAAGUGUGACUUCAUGAAUUUUGCAAAGAAUACCAUAUGCCUGCAAUGUGAUGCCAAGCGUCCAAAGAGGCAGCUGCUUCCUGGAGAAUGGGAAUGCCCCGAGUGCAACUUCUUAAAUUAUAGGAGAAAUAUGGCAUGUUUCCACUGUGAAUGUAAGCGCCCUACUGAUGAAUUAAUGGAGACCAGGAUGCAAGAAAAGCAACAUGGCCCUAGGACAAGGUUGGAGAAGAUUGCUAACCGGCAAGAGGUUUCUAAUGCAUGGAAUUUUGAUUUUGAUGACAAUGAAUCAGAUGGAGCAGAUGUUGCUGCUUUUGAGUAUGCAGAUUCUUCCAUUAUGGCUAAAGGUUCUUCUUUAGAUAACCACACCCAUGGAGGCAAUUUAAGAGUGCCUGAAGGCGAUUUCAAUCGAACUAGCAGAGUUCCAAGGAUCCCUGAAAAUGAAUAUUCUGAUGACGAUGCUAAUAGGCCUCGUAUGGGCUUUGAUGAUUUUGAUGAUGAAGAAGAUGAUAUUGAUAGUUAUGAGCUCGACACUCCUAAUAACAAUUCCACUCAGAAGGCUUCUGCAAAUGAUUUCUCUGAGGUUGAAGAGUACCCUGGAUCAGAGGAUUUUGAAGGCCUUAGCAAUAGUGUGCAUUCUCCUCGCAGGACAACUUCUCCAUCUUACAAUAAGCCAUCCAAAUCCGCACGUCCAAAAGCUACUUUCUCUGAAUCUGAGGAUGAUUUGGAUUCAGAUGAUGAUCUCUCAGUUCAUCCCAAUUGGAAAUCUAGUCAUGUUGCUGAUUUUAGACAAAGAGGUGGGCGUAGAGGUCAAGUGAGUCCAUCCAAGGGAUUAAGUUUUGGUUCUGAUGAGGAACUUGGCCUCAACUCUGAUGUGGAUGAUGAUUUAGAUCAGAAUUUCAGAUCUAAGCAUAAGAAAGGGAAUAGAUUGGGUUUCGAGAAAAGGGAUUUCCAGAGGAAAAUAAGUUUCGUCACUGAAGACACACUCUUUUCUGAUGAAGACGAUGAUGAUAUACGUUCUUCUAGAAAUAGAGUGAGACAGAAUAAAGUAGGUAUUGAUCCAAGACGAAAUAAGUCUCAAGGUCAUGCCAAUCAGAACUUCACAAGAGACACAAAAUUCAGAUCCAGUGGUAAGAUGGGUGGCAGAAGGCAAUCUUUCAAUGAUGAUUUUGAUGAACCAUCACGAGGGUUUCGAGGUAAUGGUAGAGGAUCUCGAAAGACUUCUCAUGAUGGGUGGAGAAAGAGUGAUAGGGAGGGUGAUAUGCGGGACUUUAAGGGCCGUAGAAGAGGAGAUAGUUUUGGGAAGCAGCAACGUGGAAGGCCUAAUGAAUAUGAUAGGGAUAGGGACGGCAAUGUUGGUGGAUUUAAAAACAGCAGGCGUGUUAUAGAAAGAUAGAUCAGGGCUAUGGUAUAAGCAGAAGCUCACUAAUUGCUUAUUCUAACCUCAUAUAGUUUGCAGUCAGUUCGGAAAGGGAAUGGUUGCAAAGAUUCAUAUUCAUGAGAAAGACCAUAAGCAAUCAGAAGGGAAACAUGUUUAGUUGCCACUUCACCAACACUGAAAUAAAUGUCUAAAUCUUUGUGGUUCUUAUGAAUUGGCAUAGGUUUUCCUCCUGAUUUGAGUCUUUCGUCUGAUGAGAAUUUUCCCCCCAUAAGGUUUCACAUCAAUCCGCGUAAGAUCUAUGAACUGCGUGUACACUUUUUCUACCCUGUAAUUCAGUUCAAUGUUGUUCCUUAGCCUGCUCUGCUGUUCAAUCGAUUGAAUAAUUGUUUCAACGCAAGGGGUCCUGUUUCUGUAAAUCUCAUUGACAAAUUUUGUAGUCUCAUUAGCAUUUUUUAUUUUUU